This is a messenger RNA of Laetiporus sulphureus 93-53, 1018 nucleotides long. RefSeq lists its product as uncharacterized. Lineage: Eukaryota; Fungi; Basidiomycota; Agaricomycetes; Polyporales; Laetiporaceae. The record is from RefSeq and is a predicted model, not a curated record. The transcript has 10 exons. The coding region runs from base 158 to 979 and encodes 273 amino acids.
ACCUCAGUGUCCUCAUGAUACAUAUAAUCAAGCGCAUAUUAUUCCAACAGUCGGAAUGCACAGCUCUCCCCCUCCGGACAGUAUUCUCCUUGAAACCGUAUCUCAACGCAAGUGUAAUCCAUUUGACGCUUUGUAGGCUGCCAGUGCAGGUUCUGACAUGCUCAGCAUCGACGACACGCUCAUUGCAUGCAUCUUCUGUGCAUCUGCAGCUUUUUGCUCCUAUGAUUACUUCCUCACGUUCAGUGAAGAGAUCCGGUACAUCUGGAGAAUGCGCUUUUCCCUGACCACCGUGCUGUUUUGCCUCUUUCGGUAUCCUGUUCUGAUAAACACGGUGUUACUUGUCCUUGGACUGCACUCUUGGCCGAGCUGGCAAUCGGAUUCGUUGCAACGUCGUUAUCAGGUUACAGGUUAUCCUUUACGUGAUCACUAUGUCCAGCGCAGCAGUGUACACCGCGCUUCGAGUUUACGCAGUUUACAACCGGAAUAUCUGGCUAGCAGCGCUCGUCUUUUGUCUGGCACUUCUACAUGUGUGCAUUUCUGUCGGAUCAUUGGCGCACGAGUCGCGUUGCUCGUAUCUGACGGACUGGUGCUGUCGUUGACAUGGCUGAAGACCUAUCGACUGAGGAGUGUGAACUGCCUCUUUCAGGCAUCAACUCUUAGCGUGGCGCUCUUCACGGACUCCGGUGUCUACUUCACGUUUCUCUGUGUUGCGAACGCCAUUGCGAUCGCUAUCGCAAAAUUUAGCGCUCUUACAUUCGCGAUGAACGCCUGGCUCGCUGCGCUCACGUCCAUCUCUUUAUCGCGCUUGACGUUUCAUCUGAGGGAAUUGUCAAUCAAUAGUGCUUACGGAGAAGAGACUUCUUCUGCGGUUGAGACAAGCGCAGAAUUUUCCACAACUGGGCGCGAAAUUGAACUAUAUGAUUUCACGGACAGCAUGCUAGAAAAGGAAACACAUCUGCCGCAAAAAUCCGAUGUAUAAUGUGGAAUUCUCAUGUAUUGUAGCUUGAGAUUUACGAGA